This is a messenger RNA of Aspergillus pseudonomiae, 704 nucleotides long. RefSeq lists its product as uncharacterized. The transcript has 3 exons. The record is from RefSeq and is a predicted model, not a curated record. Bases 267 to 590 code for a protein of 107 amino acids. Lineage: Eukaryota; Fungi; Ascomycota; Eurotiomycetes; Eurotiales; Aspergillaceae.
AUAUAAAGGGGUCGGUGUCAAUUGCUCUUUCGAUGUGACGAACCAAAGCAGGAACGUGAAGCAGAAGCUGCACGCAAAUAGUGGUGAAGAACAUCCUGGCAGAGCUGCGGCCACGCUCUCCGCGUUUGAAGAAGAAGCUAGCCCCUAAUUGGCCCUCAUUCUUGAAGAAUUGUGCUAUUGUUCGCGAAAUUGUUGAUUUUCCGGUUCCUGCCAUCCCAUUCAACCAAAAUAUACAUUUUUGGCUUGGAUCCCCUGCCCACUCCUGGAUGCAGCGAAGUAAUUCAACCCUUGUUUUUGGAUGGCACCUUGCGUCAUGUUCUGCGUCAAAGGCAUCAAAACUCGAGCCUUCUACAUAUGGCAGUUUGUCAAAGACCUUUCUGUGCUUGCUGUCAAUGCUCAGGGUCUGGACUGUAGCACUUGUGUCUUCAACAACACAAUGCACUUCCCUUAUAGAUUUCUCGAUCUGCUUAAUCGGAUCCAUAUUUAUGACUCCCUGUCCCGAAACAACCAGAAGAAGUUCCCUUGCAUAUAACGCUGCCGUCGCCGCAGAAUAUGGUUGCCAGAUCUUGUUCUUAUGGGAAUCGGCAUAGUCACAGAUGCCUCGGAUAACAAGGCAGGGAAAUGAGUCCAUAAGCCCAGCAGCCUCCAUUUCAAAGCACAGUAUGCUCUCCUCCCGGGCCCAUCUAUCUCUUAGGAUAGCGUCU